Messenger RNA from Chanos chanos (milkfish), 627 nucleotides. RefSeq names its product fibroblast growth factor 20b (gene fgf20b). Gene Ontology annotation, molecular function: growth factor activity. The coding region runs from base 1 to 627 and encodes 208 amino acids. The transcript has 3 exons. Lineage: Eukaryota; Metazoa; Chordata; Actinopteri; Gonorynchiformes; Chanidae. The record is from RefSeq and is a predicted model, not a curated record.
AUGGCAACUGGCGGCGAGAUUGGGACUCUUUUACAAAGUAUUGAUGGUUUGGGACACGUCGGAUCACACUUUUCUCUGCCACCCCUCGGUGACAGUCUUGGACUUUUGGGUGAUCAAGUGAUUCCAGCGGAAAGACUGUCUCGAAGUACCCCGGCGGACUUAACUCAUUUAAAAGGGAUUCUGCGGAGAAGGCAGCUGUACUGUAGGACUGGAUUUCACCUUGAAAUUCUCCCUGACGGAACAGUGCGGGGCACGAGGAAGGACCACAGCCGUUUCGGUAUUUUGGAAUUCAUAAGCCUUGCAGUUGGAUUAAUAAGCAUCAGAGGGGUGGACAGCGGUCUGUACCUAGGAAUGAAUGACAAGGGAGAACUCUACGGCUCUGAGAAAUUAACAGCUGAGUGCGUUUUCCGGGAACAGUUUGAAGAGAACUGGUACAACACUUAUUCCUCUAAUCUCUACAAACAUGGGGAAAAGGGGGCACGCUACUUUGUGGCGCUAAACAAGGAUGGCACUCCGCGAGAUGGGACAAAGUCUAGGCGACACCAAAAGUUCACACACUUUCUGCCCAGGCCAGUGGAUCCUGAUAAAGUACCAGAACUUUACAAAGAGGUCCUGGGACACAGCUGA